CGAGGAGCUGGGAGGGAGAGAGGGAGGGGGUGGGCGCGGGCGCGCGCGCGCGCGGCCGUUGCACCUGGCGCCGUGCUCGGGGCUCCACGUCGCCAGGACAACGGGGCCUCGCCGCCGCCGCCAUGGUUUUCUCAAAUAAUGACGAAGGCCUUAUUAACAAAAAAUUACCCAAAGAGCUUCUCUUAAGAAUUUUUUCUUUCUUGGACAUAGUUACUUUGUGUCGAUGUGCACAGGUUUCCAAGGCAUGGAAUGUUUUAGCUCUGGAUGGAAGCAAUUGGCAAAGAAUAGACCUUUUUAAUUUUCAGACAGAUAUAGAGGGUCGUGUUGUGGAAAAUAUAUCGAAAAGGUGUGGUGGAUUCCUGAGACAACUUAGUCUGAGAGGAUGUCUUGGUGUUGGAGACUUCUCUUUAAAGACCUUUGCACAGAACUGUAGAAACAUUGAACACUUAAAUCUAAAUGGGUGCACAAAAAUCACUGACAGUACGUGUUACAGUCUUAGCAGAUUCUGUUCCAAGCUGAAACAUCUGGAUCUGACAUCUUGUGUAGCCAUCACAAACAGCUCUUUGAAAGGCUUAAGUGAGGGUUGCAGAAAUCUGGAACAUUUGAAUCUUUCCUGGUGUGAUCAGAUUACAAAGGAUGGUAUUGAAGCACUGGUGAAAGGGUGUAGUGGACUAAAAGCACUAUUUCUUAGAGGUUGCACACAGUUAGAAGAUGAAGCACUGAAACACAUUCAAAAUCACUGUCAUGAACUUGCAAUCCUGAAUUUGCAAUCCUGCACACAAAUUUCAGAUGAGGGUAUUGUAAAAAUCUGUAGAGGAUGCCAUAGACUUCAGUCACUGUGUGUUUCUGGCUGUAGCAACCUUACAGAUGCUUCUCUAACAGCACUUGGUCUAAACUGCCCAAGGCUGAAGAUUUUGGAAGCUGCAAGAUGUUCACAUCUUACAGACGCUGGUUUUACCCUUUUAGCACGGAAUUGCCAUGAGCUGGAGAAGAUGGACUUGGAAGAAUGUGUUUUGAUAACUGACAGCACGUUGAUACAACUUUCUAUACACUGUCCUAAACUACAAGCAUUGAGCUUAUCUCACUGUGAAUUGAUCACUGAUGAUGGGAUUCUUCAUCUGAGCAACAGUACGUGUGGCCAUGAGAGGCUCCAAGUGCUGGAGCUUGAUAACUGUCUUCUCAUCACUGAUGUAACUCUGGAACACCUGGAGAACUGCCACAACUUGGAGAGAAUCGAGCUGUAUGACUGUCAGCAAGUCACGCGGGCCGGAAUCAAAAGAAUCCGAGCUCAUCUACCUCACGUGAAAGUUCAUGCUUACUUUGCUCCAGUAACUCCCCCUCCUUCGGUAGGAGGGAGUGGACAGCGCCUCUGCAGAUGCUGUAUUAUUCUUUGACAGUAAGUAAGUGCAACCACACAGAUUUUUUUUGGUGAAGAAAAGAAUUGGACUGAAAGUCAGUGGAAGGAGUCAGUUUCCUGACAGUUAUAAUGGUGGUGUUUGGUCAUCCAGUUUUGUGUCAAGAAAAGCAUUUUUUUCCAGGUAAAAAUCUUAACAUGAUGUUCAGAUGUGGAUUAAGUUGGUUGGUGAUGCUUUGGUGUGUAUUAGUAACUCCUUCCUUCUGUUGGCAUGAGAACUGAAGUAUCUUGUAAAAUGUGGGGGCGUUUCAGCAUAGUGGCUAUUUGGUGAAUGUUCACUAAACUUGGAAGUUACUUUGCGUUUCUAAGCACUAUUUAGUGUGAAGUUGUAAGGUGAAGUUGGGGGCUCAAGUCAGUCACACAAAGAAACUGAACCUGCUGUUCUGUAAUAUAUGUGGCAGAUUAAAUAUCAGGUUUAAGGGCAAAUCAGCUUUAGCAAACCUUGACCAAAAAUGCAAGGUAAUCAUGAGUUCUUACAACAAAACAGCUUAUACUUUUUCAUGAUUUGUCUUCAUAUUUAAUUACAUAACAGAACAUAGUACCUCAUGGUAACUAUAUAAAUACUUUUCAAAGUUUUGAACUUGGUUCAGUUGAAUGUGUUAAUUGAAAGCUUGCCCAUCACUGAAGCACGUUUUAUGCCCAAUGCCAUCAGCCUUUAAAAGAGGUUAGAAAUCCACUGUGGUAGAGCUUGUGCACUACUGUAAUUGGCUGCCACAAUCAUACAUGGUGCUUACUGUAAUGCUGUUACUGUGUGUCCUCGCUUUGUGUCUCCUUGGUUUUGUAAGGGCAGGUUGCAGCAACUCCAGGAAGAGGGGUAUGCUACUCGUGUUUUUCUACAGAUGAUAGAACCUAUGCUAAGUUGCAGGAACUUUGAUGGAGCGAGGACUUUGAUUCAAGCUGUUUGUCCUAUGCAUUUUAGGGACGCAGCAAGCAGAUCGGCAAGUAGAUCUGUAGGCAGUUGAACCAGAGCUACCCUGUGGUUUUCACAUGUAGAAAGCCAAACUCUUCACAUUCGAGUUGUUGAAGAAGCUGUCAACUUCUGAGUAAUAAUAAUAAAAAAUCUAAGUAUUAACUCUUAAGGCCAGGCUUUCAUACUUAGUUUUCCAGUGCUAGGGGAUUAGAUAAACUUUUUUAUAUUAAGCAACCUAAUUAGCUGAGAUAAACUACUCAACAGUUCAGAAAGCUUUUCUGUGUAAGAUUGAGUGCGUGUGUGUAUGUUUUAGAGUUCAGGGCCUGUGUGUUUACUGAAACCUAACAGAAAUACUGGCUUCAUUAAAAAGCAGUUGAAGCUCCUAUUAAGUAGUACUGCAGCCUCCCCAGCGAUUUAGAAUGAGUUUUUGAAAGUGAAUGCGAACAUUAAGAGACUUUGAUGGGUAACAACAGCUGUGUUGUGUUCAUGCUUCACACAUUCACAGGUGAUGGGGGAUGGUAGAUGAAGAUGAGGAUAAAUAGAUUGUAGUGCAGUACAUGGAUUUCUUUACUACUACAAAAUAAGUAAAUUAGGGCUUGUUUUGCACAGUGGUGAAGGAGUGUUGUUACAAUCAGAUUUCCAUUAAGAUAAAGCUAUAAUAGAGAGUUUUAAGCAGAUUUUAUUCUCAACUGUACCAGGAAGGUCAUUGGUAGGUACCAGUGUGUCAAAAUGUGUUGCCUUUUGUUGGCUCAUUUUUUUCUAAGAACAUAAUGAACAUUGUAAGUAAGUCUAUUGCAUAAAAAAUGUACAAAAACAAAUGGAACCUACUCUGAUAUAGGACA
Oxyura jamaicensis (ruddy duck) is the source of this 3166-nucleotide messenger RNA. It is a transcript of the gene FBXL2, whose product is annotated as F-box and leucine rich repeat protein 2. NCBI's taxonomy places the organism in Eukaryota, Metazoa, Chordata, Aves, Anseriformes, Anatidae. The coding region runs from base 123 to 1394 and encodes 423 amino acids. Gene Ontology annotation, biological process: SCF-dependent proteasomal ubiquitin-dependent protein catabolic process. The transcript has 15 exons. The record is from RefSeq and is a predicted model, not a curated record. Gene Ontology annotation, molecular function: protein binding. Gene Ontology annotation, cellular component: SCF ubiquitin ligase complex.